Molecule: messenger RNA, 1755 nt
Organism: Cylindrotheca closterium
Lineage: Eukaryota; Bacillariophyta; Bacillariophyceae; Bacillariales; Bacillariaceae
Source: the annotation of a GenBank genome assembly
AUGAAGCCUGGGGAGCUACAGCGUGUGAUGUCUGAUAAGUUGGCUGUCGUACCGGCUACCAAACGCACACCGCCUCCACCUCAACAAGAAGUCAAGCAACACGAGUUGACGCUUAAUGGGAUAACAUAUAGAUCGGUUAAUAACCAUACUAUUAUCUAUUCUAUCCAGAAAGUCAACACCCGUAAACACCUAGCUUUGAUUGAUAGAGGUGCCAAUGGCGGCAUUGCUGGAGAUGAUGCUCGCAUCAUCCACAAAUCCAAUUGUACUGUUGACGUACAAGGCAUUGACAAUCACCAAGUGACUGAUAUUCCUAUCGUCACUUUGGCUGGAUUAAUCCACACCCAACGUGGACCUGCCAUUGCCAUCAUGCACCAACAAGCCUACAUUGGAAAGGGUCAGUCCAUUCUGUCUAGUGGACAAAUGGAACACUUCAAGAUCGUCGUGGACGACAAGUCUACCAAAGUUGGUGGUCAACAACGCUUGACAACACCAGAUGGCUUUGUCUUACCACUUGACAUCAGGAAUGGCCUUCCAUACCUACAAAUGCGACCACCAACAGAUCGAGAACUGAGUAAUCCUGACAUUCCACAUGUCGUACUCACCUCUGACACUGAUUGGGAUCCAAGUGUACUGGAUCAUUCGAUUGAGGAUAUGGAAGAAUGGGCAAAGUCCGUCCCUGACUACGACUCUGAGGAUGAAGAACGUCCGUUUGAUCUUGUAGGAGUCCUUAAGAAUAAUAAGGCUGUUACUUCUUUCAAGGAGUCUAAACUAGAUGAAACUAUUGAUUAUUUUGAGAAUUUCAAUUGUGUUCUUCCGACUGAUGGACUAUACAAGCAGCACCACCGAGCAUGUGAAGACCUUACAUGGUUUGAAUGCAACAUGGCUGAUCUAUUUGGCUUUGGUGCAGCACCAGAAGAUUCACCCAUCCCUGAGUGUUUCGAGGUCUAUGAGGCUUGUAAGCGUCCUUCAGUGCUGUUUGACCCAGGACAACCAGUCAACUACGAUAUCGAAUCAGCUCCUUUGGAAGCCAAUUCUUUCAAGGACCUCAUACUCGAUUCGGACAAGCCGACCCUGAGGCGCAGCCCACGCCAUAAGGCUAGGAAGACACCUCAUGGGGAGUCAGGUCGUCCUCCACCGCCAAGAGUACAUUUCGAUGAUACUCUGACUGACGCACCACCGGUCUAUGCCACGGCAGGCCCUAAGACUAAGAAGCGUCAACGCAAUUGGGAAAAGCUACGGCAAUACUUUGCGUGGCUGCCUAAACUAGUGAUUCAGAAAACUUUUGACUGUACUACUCAGUUUGCUAGAAUUCCAAUGAGUGCUCACUUGCAGCGACACUUUCGUUUGCCUUUUCCAGCGCUCAAUGUUCAACGUCGUGACAAACCCGUCGCUACUGAUACCGUAUUUGCGGAUACGCCUGACAUUGAACAUGGUCACAUCGCCGCACAAUUCUUUGUCGGUACGCGAUCACUUGUGAGCGACCUCUAUGGUGUCUCCACCGAUGGACAAUUUCUGCAGACACUGCAAGAUAACGUCCGCAAGCGAGGUGCUCCUACCAAACUUGUGAGUGAUCGUGCACGAGCCCAAACGUCAAAGGCUGUACAAGACUACUUACGAUGGUUGUUCAUUGAUGAUUGGCAAAGUGAGCUACACCGACAGAAGCAAAACCCAGCCGAACGACGCUACCAAGAUAUCAAACGACUCGCUAAUAGAGUAAUCGAUAGAACAGGUGCCCCACCUAGUCUAUGGCUUUAG